AGAUGCAGUCAAAAGAGAUAUUGUGUUCCUGCUGGAUGGUUCUGAUAACACCAAAAACGGAUUUCCAGACAUAAAGCACUUUGUUAAAAGCAUAGUGCAGCGCCUCAAUGUUGACGAGAGCCUUGACAGAGUGUCUGUGGUUCAGUUUGCUGAUAGCUCCAAGGUCAGCUUUCAUCUAAAUUCCCACAAGACCAAAAACGACACCUUGAAUGCCAUUGAUAACUUAGCACACAGAGGUGGGAGGCGACUUAAUGUUGCUGCAGCUCUCCAGUUUGUGAGGCACAGGGUGUUCACUUCCUCCACAGGGAGCAGACGACUAGAAGGAGUGCCUCAGGUCCUAGUCAUUUUAACUAGCCAAUCAUCUGCAGACAGUGUGAAAGGACCAGCCUUGGCUCUUAAGGAACAUGAAAUUGUGGCAGUUGGUGUUGGAGUGGGAGACAUUAACCUUGCAGAGUUGGAAAUGAUUGCAUUUGAACCUGGCUUCAUAUACAGAGUCUCUGAUUUCUCCAAGUUAAACUUAAUCGAAAAACAAGUUCUUGCUGCACUGAACAUGAACAAAGACAACCAAGAGACCAAGAAUGGAAUCUCUGAUUUAGUAGUUGAUCUAGAUUCUCCUGAAAGGGACAUUUUGUUCCUGUUGGAUGGAUCAGAUGAGACUCUGACUGACUUCCAGGCAAUGAAAACCUUUGUCCAACAAGUAGUAGAAACACUGAAUGUUGGUGAAAAUAAAGAUCGUGUUUCUUUGGUUCAGUAUAGCCAAGAUCAGCGAACUGAUUUCAGUUUUAACAGCCACCUGGAUAAAGAAGCUGUUCUUAAUGCAGUUCAGCAACUGAACCAUAAAGGGGGCAACCUGCGAAACACUGGCGCAGCUCUCCGCCAUGCGAGGAGAAGCUCUUUUACAGAGGCCUCAGGCAGCCGGCGUAGGGAGGGUGUCCCUCAGAUACUGGUCCUGUUGACAGGAGGAAGAUCUGGAGAUGAUGUGUCAAAGGCAGCUGUUGAUCUAAAAAAGGACAAAGUUGUUCCAUUUUGUGUCGGAACAAGAACUGCUGACCUUUUAGAGCUUCAAAUGAUUGCAUAUAACCCGUCCUACGCCUUCUCCGUUCCUACGUUUCAUGACACUGGAAGCAUUCAUCAGCAGCUUGUGUCAUUGGUUAAAAGGGUGCCACGGCAACAACUGAGAGAAAAAGCACAGAGUUCUAUAGAUCCCAGCAGCAAAGACGUGGUUUUUCUGAUCGAUGGUUCUGAAGCUUCUCAGCCGAGGUUCUCUGACAUUCUAGAGUUUGUAGAAGCAAUAGUGACAGACUUAAGCAUCGGGAACAACAGGCACCGCGUGGCUGUGGUCCAGUACAGCGACACGGCACAGACUAACUUCAACCUGAACCGCUACGGGACUAAGCACGACGUUCUUCAAGCGAUUAACAGUCUCACUCACAAGGGAGGUCAACCUAUAAACAUUGGAUCGGCUCUCCAGUAUGUGAGAGACCAUGCAUUUACUCCAGAGGCUGGAAGUAGGAUCCGACAGGGAGCGCCACAGAUACUGAUCCUGCUGAGUGGCGGAAGGUCUGCCGAUGAUGUAAGAAACUCAGUGAGAGAACUGAAGGAAAUGGGUGUUACCAUAGUCGCCAUUGGAAGCAGUGAUGCAGACACCCUGGAGCUACAGACCAUAUCCCAUGAACCUAGAUACGCACUCUCUGUGGCCGACUACGGAGAGCUGCCCGCUGUCAAGCAGAAUGUGUUGUCUUUGCUGAGAGAGACGUCGCAUCAUGCUUUGCAUUCUAUAGAGCUUGAUUCAAAGAAAAGUGACAUAGUUUUUCUGAUCGAUGGAUCAUAUGACUCCAGAAACGGAUUUGAAGGAAUCCGAGCUUUUAUUCAAAGGAUUGUUGAAAAUGUAAAUGUGAGUCAUAAUGGAGACCAGGUAGCUGUUGUUCAAUACAGCCGUGAUGCAACAGCUAAUUUCUACCUGAACUCCUAUUCAUCCCAGUAUGAUGUGCUGAGUUCCAUAAGAACGAUGAGGCAUAAGCUGGGACGCCCUCUUAACAUCGGCAAAGCCCUGGAGUUCGUCAGGGAUCAUGUUUUUGAUGCUUCAGUUGGAGGCAGAGGAGCUGAUUUGGCUUCUCAGUAUCUGUAUUUAUUUAGUGGUGGAAGGUCUGGAGAUGAUGUAAGAGGAGCGGCGCAGACGCUAAAGGCCAAAGGGAUAAAGACUUUGAGUAUUGGAACAAAGAACGCCGACACAUUAGAAAUGCAAACCGUCUCUUACACACCUGGACAUUAUUUUAAUGUUCCCAACUUUAGCAACCUGCAGAGCAUUUAUGCAUCCGUGGAAAACAAAUUCAGAGACUCACAAACAGCCACUGAGAUCCUGACUGACACGUCUACAGCUGUAGAGGAACUACAGACGGCAGAUAUCGUCUUCCUGCUUGAUGGAUCUAAUUACAUGAAACCCAAUGAAAGACUCGUUUUAGAGUUUGUCUUAGACUUUGUCAAGAAAAUAGAGAUUGGGCCAAAUAACGUGCAGGUUGCUUUGGUCCAGUACAGCGCAGAGCCUGCUGCUGAAUUUACUUUGAACAGAUACUCACGGAAGGAAGAAGCCUUGAAUCAUUUGAGAAAUGUGAAGCUGAUGGGAGGGGGCUCAGUCAACACAGGCAGAGCCAUUGAUUUUGUGAGAAACACGGUUUUGGUGGCUUCAGCUGGAAGCCGGCUCCAGCAGGGGGUCCCACAGGUUCUGAUUUCUGUAAGUGGGAGCAAGUCGGAGGAUGAUGCCUUAGGGCCGGCGGGGAGGUUAAAGAAUGCUGGAGUUUCUCUGUUUGCUGUUGGAGUGAACACAGCAGAUAGGAGCGAGAUGGAGCAGCUAGCUCCAGGGGCCCGGUACUUUCUGAAGGAUGUAUCUGACUUCCUGCCAGUCAGACAACAGGUGCUGUCAGUCACUACCGCUACCAGAGGCUCUGUAAACCCAAGUGUUGGUAAGUGAACAUUUCUUUCAUUGAAAUAAUUACAGAACUAUAUUAACGUAGUUGUCCAGCAGUACUAAUCAAAAACAUUCAACUAUUUACGUUCCUAGGAUUAACUUCUACUAAGAGAGAUAUUGUCUUCCUGAUUGAUGGCUCUGAUGAUGUAAGGAGUCAGUUCAUCUCUAUACGUAAAUUCAUU
Molecule: messenger RNA, 3147 nt
Organism: Cyprinodon variegatus (sheepshead minnow)
Lineage: Eukaryota; Metazoa; Chordata; Actinopteri; Cyprinodontiformes; Cyprinodontidae
Product: collagen alpha-3(VI) chain-like
Exons: 5
Coding region: 461-2968 (835 amino acids)
Source: RefSeq, a predicted model, not a curated record